AUGGCUUUGAAGGCUGCUUUGGAUCCAGUCAAGAUCAAAGAAGGUAUCUGGGGAGACAUUCUCACAAGUCAGGAGGCAGGUCUUCCUGAGUUGGCCGACAUAGACGAUGAAUCACGGAGAGUAAUCAGAAUUAUGGGAGGAAACCCAGGUGCUAUGCAAUUGCAAGGGACAAACACCUUCUUAGUCGGCACGGGUAAAUCGAGGAUACUCAUUGACACCGGCCAGGGCAUACCACUGUGGGCAGACAAUGUGACCAAAGUCCUCCAGGAGCAGGAUCUUGAUUUAUCACAUAUCCUCAUCACGCAUUGGCAUGGCGACCACACUGGUGGUAUCCCUGACCUCAUCGACUUCAAUCCUCUCUUCGCGUCUCGUAUAUAUAAGAAUGAUCCUGAUGCGGGCCAGCAUCCCAUCGAAGACGGCCAAUUGUUCAGGACGGAAGGUGCCACCAUGAGGGCAAUCCAUACUCCAGGCCACUCCGUCGAUCAUAUGUGCUUUUUGUUCGAAGAAGAGAACGCAUUGUUCACUGGUGACAAUGUACUUGGCCACGGCUUCAGUGUCUGUGAGGACCUCGGGGCUUACAUGACCAGCCUCGCGUACAUGGAGGAGCAGCGCGCCACAGUCGGUUACCCAGCUCAUGGUGUCAAGAUUGAAGAUCUCCCUCGGGUCAUCAAGCAGUACAUCAGACACAAGAAAAGCCGAGAAAGACAAGUAUUCACGGCCUUGAUGCGCGAAAAGUCAAACCUGGUGAAGAAAGGCAGACCUGGUAAAGCAAGUCUUAGUAUCCGUGAAUUGGUUUUUGCCAUGCAUGGUGACGUGCCAGAAGAAAUGUUCGAAUCUGCUAUGGAGCCAUUCAUGACUGAGGUCCUGUGGAAGCUGGCCGAGGAUCGGAAGGUGGGGUUCGAAAUGUUCAGGGGCAACAGGCGCUGGUUUAUCAACGAGCGUACGUGGAAGGCGGAGUCGCGAAAACAAGGAUUUUGCGACUAG
Bacidia gigantensis is the source of this 984-nucleotide messenger RNA. RefSeq lists its product as uncharacterized. The coding region runs from base 1 to 984 and encodes 327 amino acids. Lineage: Eukaryota; Fungi; Ascomycota; Lecanoromycetes; Lecanorales; Ramalinaceae. The record is from RefSeq and is a predicted model, not a curated record. Gene Ontology annotation, biological process: secondary metabolite biosynthetic process. The transcript is spliced from 2 exons.